AUGAGGCCAGACAUUGUGUACUCUGUCAGUAAACUAAGCAGGUACACAAGCAAUCCUGGACAUGAGCAUUGGAAAGCUCUAUUAAGAGUAUUAGGGUAUUUGAAUAAAACCAAGGAGAAUGCUUUGCAUUAUGACUCCGAGGAGUCGAAAUCAACUAGCGGUUAUGUAUCCACCCUAGGGGGUGCGGCAAUAUCUUGGAAAUCCUCAAAACAGAUGUGCAUAGCACGUUCAACGAUGGAAUCGGAGUUCAUCAUUUUGGAUAAAGCUGGUGAAGAAGCAGAGUGGCUUCGUCACGUUUUAGAGGAUAUUCCCAUAUGGCCGAAACCCAUGCCUACAAUUUGCAUUCACUGUGAUAAUCAAGCUGCAAUUGCAAGGGCACAAAAUAUGAUAUUUAAACGCUAA
Tripterygium wilfordii is the source of this 402-nucleotide messenger RNA. Its product is annotated as secreted RxLR effector protein 161-like. The record is from RefSeq and is a predicted model, not a curated record. Bases 1 to 402 code for a protein of 133 amino acids. Lineage: Eukaryota; Viridiplantae; Streptophyta; Magnoliopsida; Celastrales; Celastraceae. The transcript is spliced from 2 exons.